GCAGCCGCGGAGCGCCGCCGAGUGGCAGGCGGGUGGGCACUCGCUCCGCCUCCUCCCGGCCCGCCGCGCCGGCUCCCGCCUCCUUCCCUCUCCGCCUGCUCCCGCCUCCCUCCCUUUCCGCUGCCGAGGCGGCGGGAGCCGAGCCCGAGCGGACCGAGCCGCGGCUGCAGCCGGGCGGCGGGCGCAGAGGAGGCGGCGGCGGCGGGGCGGGCCGCGGGCGGUCAAGCAGGCGGCGGCGGCGAUGCGGCGGCCCCGCUGAGCCCGCCAGCUCCGGGCGCCGGGGGCCGGCCGGCAGCAUGCGGAGCGGCGAGGAGCUGGACGGCUUCGAGGGCGAGGCCUCGAGCACCUCCAUGAUCUCGGGCGCCAGCAGCCCGUACCAGCCCACCACCGAGCCGGUGAGCCAGCGCCGCGGGCUGGCCGGCCUGCGCUGCGACCCCGAUUACCUGCGCGGCGCGCUCGGCUGCCUCAAGGUCGCCCAAGUGAUCUUGGCCCUGAUUGCGUUCAUCUGCAUAGAGACCAUCAUGGAGUGCUCCCCGUGUGAAGGCCUCUACUUUUUUGAGUUUGUGAGCUGUAGCGCAUUUGUGGUGACGGGAGUCUUGCUGAUCCUGUUCAGUCUGAACCUCCACAUGAGGAUCCCCCAGAUCAACUGGAACCUGACCGAUUUGGUCAACACUGGACUCAGCACUUUCUUUUUCUUUAUCGCUUCGACCGUACUAGCUGCUUUAAACCACCAAACUGGGGCAGAAAUCGCUGCUGUGAUAUUUGGCUUCUUGGCAACUGCGGUGUAUGCGGUGAACACGUUCCUGGCGGUGCAGAAAUGGAGAGUCAGUGUCCACCAGCAGAGCGCCAGUGAAUACAUCCGGGCCCGCACGGAGUCCAGAGACGUGGACGGUCGCCCUGAGAUUCAGCGCUUGGACACAUGAGCCCCAGGGGCCCUCCUCCCUCUCAUCCUCGUGCCCACCCUUCCAACCAAGUUUUCUUUUCCUCGUCAUGUCAGAUUUUCCUGUGAUUAAGCUGAAUUUUGUCCUCUUGGUAAAAGUUCAUUCCAGGAAAGGGUUUUCAGAGAGUGGCCCUGUUGGCGGGUCUGUGAGGCAGGACCCCAGCAGCCCCUGCUGAGAUGGGGGCGGGGGCGGCUGGGAGAGGCCCGAAGCUUCUCCAGCAUUUGGUAGCUGUCGGAGCCGCUAGCCUCACUGGCUGCCAUAUCUCCUCUAGAUCCUCACUGUCCCCGAGUACAGGCUUCACAUCUGACGCUGAGCCACCCUGUCCCAUGUUUUUGUGACAAGUCAAGACUUUGGAUUAAUGGGAGCUGCUAAGGGGUAAAAAAAAUCAAGGACUGAAGGUGCAGGGGUGAAGAGCCAGCAGUAGUCGCUGGCCAGGCCCCCCGUGGGCCCCAGGGCAGCGUGGAGUCCUCCCCCCCGGACCCCUCCCCUGCUCCUCGUCUUCCAUCCCUGGGCCUUGGAGACACCGAGGGUUUGGCCCCGGGUGUGCUGCUGGAGCUGUUUGCCGGGUCUGGACUCUACGGGGAUGGGAAGAGCUGCUGUCCUCCUGGCACAGCCUGGCAGGCCUGCUGGCAUGCGGGAAGGUCGCCCUUUGGUUCCCGCCCUGCUGAGAACUCACUCCACUGCUCCUCCCAUGCGUCACCUCCCUGAAUUCCAUGAUCUCCUCCAGGAAUAUGGGACCAUCCUGUUUUCCAGUUUCCUACCCACCCUUGUUACUUGGAGGCCGAAUUGCAGACUUCCUGCAAUUUUACCUUCUCAGGUAAAAGUCAUACAAAAAAGUACAGUCCAUUCCACCAGCCAGAAUGCUUGCCCUUUGCUGGCUUCAUGGACCACGGGUGGGGACACAUCUCUGUUUUAGGGACGUGUGCUAAUUUUUGAAUGCCUGAGGACAGUUGUAAAGUGAUUCUGAGUAGGUUUGUCUAGGAUUUGAAAUACUUGAAUUUCCACCACAACACAUGGUUUCACUGAUGUUUCGGGAGGCACAGAUUGUAGCUUUCGUGCCUCAGGGUCCUAACUAUGAACACUGAUCUUGGAAGUUGUUGGGAAGAAUUCUCGUGAUGUCAGAUUUUAAACGGAUUCUUGAGAAAGUGAAGGUUAUGUAGUGAAUGUGUUCAUUGAGCCCCUCUGAUCCUAUAGUGUAGUGUUUUUUGUCCUUCGUAUUCUUCCUGUUGGAGACUAUCUGUAUUGUUCACGGAAAAAUUGUUUUACCUUGUUGGUUUCCACUCUCUGAACUGUUAAUGUUUACAGACCUUCUUCUCACUCUACUUAUUCUGUGUUUGGCCAUCCCUCGAGAGGAGACCUGUCCCACUGGGGGGACAAGUGUGCAGCCCUGGGAGAGCCCCCGGGACGACCUUGUAGAGUGGUGGACGAUGGCAGUGGUGGCUGGGCACCGUGUAAGAGGGGAGCGGACGUGAGUGUGUCGGGCGGUGGGGGGGACACAGCAUAGGUGAGAAAGCGUCCAGCCCUGCCCAUGCCUCUGAUUUCCAGUGCAGGUCCCACUGCUCAGCCUGCAAUUCUGAAGAGUGGGGGCAAGGGGUUAGCCCCGCGGACAGGCCAUCCAGUACGACUGGAAUUCUGCUGUGUUUCCUUUCUGGGGCAGUGGCCUGGGUCACAUGUGCAAGCUCCUUGUCUGUGUCCCGUGCAGACCCCCGCUCCCCCGCAGGUGGGAUGGAGCCCCCGGCCCGUGUGUGUGUUGUGAGGCAGUACCAGUCAGGAGUCGCAGACUUUGAACUUAGUAGAUGUAGUGACUUUGGGGGAGAUUAGGACAUCUGGAUUUUAUCUGCUCCUUUUGUGUAUUUAUUCUGCAUUUGUUGAGUGUGUCUGCAUGGUCAAAAUGGGCUUAUCUCCCUCUGAGAGUUCCAGUUAGACACAGGGUGGCGAAGACUCAGCCCUGCAUUCAGCGGGGCCCACUGGGGAAGACCACCCUGAGCUUUAUCAGCAAUCUGCCGGGAAUCGUGUUACUUGGUCUUACUAAAAAGCCACCUUUGAAGUGAGAUUGGGGGGCGGGGAAAGAAUGCCACUCAGGCAGGCUCGCUGCCUAAGUUUUCCCAAGUCACUACAAUAAAACCAGUUUAUUGUCUGGUGAAAAAGGGCCUGUUGGUCUCCUGAGGAUGUGUUGAAAGCUGCAAGAAAUGGUUCAGAGUCCAUCAGAACUGUAACGGCUUAGAGCUGAUGACAAGUGACAGCAUCUUGUGCCACAGAGGGGCUUAGAGUCAGUUUGCAUCGUAGUGUUAGAAUCUUCCGAAUUAUUUAUGUCCCUGUAACUAGUUAAUAUCUUUUGUGCCAUGAGGUUCCCCCCAUGCUUUUUGUAAAUACAUUUCUUUAUAUUUAAUUAGCUCCCAGCAAACCCAGCAGCGGCCAGGCCCGCUCUCUAGCUCACAAACCCGGGUGACGUGGUGACACAGAUGGUCGCGCUGGGCAGUGUGGCAGUGAGCGCUGGUGGAGGGAAUUCGGCUGUCUAGGGCGGGUGUGAUGCCGCUUGCAUUUUCCUUGUGUUGCCUCUGUGUACAAACAAGACAGUCUAGAUGUAGGGGGGCUUAACAGGCCUUUUUUUUUUUUCCUUUUCUCCAAAUUGAAGGAAGCCUAUGUGUGCAUUUAAUAGUUCCAAUAUGGACCACAUCAGUUUGGUUUGGGGGAUUUUAAGGCUAAGGCAAUCUUCAUGUUUCUCAGCUUUCUGGUAGGAUGAUGCUGGCUUUCAUAGUGGGAGCCAGACUUGAUGGGAACUGCAGUUGCUGUGUAAGUUGGAAUUUGUUCCUGGAGACAGUGUGGUUGAAACCCGCAAGCAUCUCGGGGAACUUCUGGGGGUUUUGGAUGGACGCAGACACGUCUUCAGGGAAGGUUGGUCUUGGCACUGAUUCGGUUGAUGUGGUAUUUUUUCCCUCCGAUUCUCCUGUGUCUUUUCUCACUGCUGAAGACAUGGAGGGAGAGGUCUUUCCCUUGCAAACAGAAGGAUUACAGUCAUGGAGGCUUAAAGACCCUCAUUGGCUUCAUAGAAAGCCAGGGAAGGACAAAGGCAGUAUGGAUUACACUCUCACAGAAGUUUGAUACAAAGUAUUUUAUUUUCGAUUUUUACUCUGUGCAGCAAUACUUGUCCAAGUGGGAUGACCUUUGCCUACCAAAAGGCAGGGAUAGUAUAACCUGUCCAGCCCCAACACCUUGCUUUCUCAGCAAGCAGAGUUGAAGUGCCCUUAGGGGCAGAGUCUGGCCCAGCCACACGGAAGCCAGUGAGGACCCAGCAUGGCUCUGAGGGUUCAGCUCUGGGAGGCAGAGCCCACUCCCAGCCCUCGGGGGCACCAUGACAGUCCCUGGCAAGGAUGCUCUUGCCCAUGGGUAGAGGUGGUAAGUCUGAUGUGUUGGAUGCUUCUGGUGAGAGCUUUUGACUCCACUGAAAACAUGUCAACUCUUUUAAAAUUUGCAGUUUCAUCCGUCUUUCUUUGAUGCUUUCUUAGUGAUUCGAUCUUCAGUUAAGCCACAGGCAGUCUCCUGGGGAGAGGAAGCACCAACUCCUUUGUCUGCGCACAUAUGUGAAUUCUCACUUGCAGCCAGUAAGCCUGGAAUAAUGCCUCCGUGUGUCACAUCCUACGUGUGGUCCUUCUCCUGUAGACACUCGUGUGCUCUUUGGGAAGAAAUUCCUCACCCCUGCAUGUGUUUAAGAGGUGGACCGGGUUCUAAUCUCUGGCUAUGCAAGAUCUUCCCUAAAGAUGAAUAGCAUGUGGAGGCAGUGUGUGGCUAGCUCAGUGAUUCUGGGAGUCAGUGAUGGUUUAAGUGGUCCCCAUCGAGCCUCCGUGUUCAAAACCAAGCAACCGUGAAGUCCUUCGCUGCCGCCUGUUGUUUUCUCCCUAUCUUGUUUAUAGGAAAAUAAUGACAUUAAACAGGUAGCGAAAGGCAAAACAAAACAAAA
Molecule: messenger RNA, 4899 nt
Organism: Lutra lutra (Eurasian river otter)
Lineage: Eukaryota; Metazoa; Chordata; Mammalia; Carnivora; Mustelidae
Gene: CMTM4
Product: CKLF like MARVEL transmembrane domain containing 4
Exons: 4
Coding region: 297-923 (208 amino acids)
Cellular component (GO): membrane
Source: RefSeq, a predicted model, not a curated record